Exophiala dermatitidis NIH/UT8656 is the source of this 3270-nucleotide messenger RNA. RefSeq lists its product as uncharacterized. The record is from RefSeq and is a predicted model, not a curated record. The transcript is spliced from 2 exons. Bases 485 to 2659 code for a protein of 724 amino acids. NCBI's taxonomy places the organism in Eukaryota, Fungi, Ascomycota, Eurotiomycetes, Chaetothyriales, Herpotrichiellaceae.
CUCUAUUUGAAUAUCUUGCUUCUCAUAUCUAAUUGUUCAUCUUCCUUUGCAAAUCUCGCUAUAGCAGAAAUCUAUGCUGUGGCUGUCUUCAUUACAGGAAGGCAGUGAAAGCGCUAUAAUCAUGAAACAGUGUCUCCCGGACGAUGCAUUUCUACUGCCAGUGACUGAAGAGAUGUCUUGCCGAUAUCACUGGAGGCCUCCAUAAACGCAAAAUUCACAUAAACAACUUUAAGGUCUGCUUAUCUGCCAUCUUGGCGAACCUAUACUGCCGCAGCCUAUGUUUUGGUCUCCCCUUAUUGCUGGCGCGCUUGGUGGUCAUCUCUUACUUUGUCUUCCACUACCUGAGUUUGAACAUCCUUAGCUCACAGUCUACUCCCCUAUUCCGCGAGUCUCCUUUCUGGUGAUAAGUAGCUUAAAGGCUCUUACAUCGUCGAUCGCGGAGACAAGACUGCACUGCUAACCACAGUCUCGCUUGUGGCCUAUCAUGUCUGAGAAGGACGAUGCUCCUCCUCCAUGGGCAAUACGCUGGGUACACCAGUACUACCCACCUCAACAGCAAGCUGCCUCCCCUCCGCUGCAUGAACAUGAACAUGCGUUCUCUCCUGCCCCAGAUGGGAACGUGCACUUUGGUGUUGACGAAAUUCAACCCAACGGAAGAGUCCAAGAAGAUCAGUUCUUCAACCCCCAGCCUGGCAAUGAAUACAGCGGUGGCCUGGAUCAACAGCACGUCGCAGUUGGAAAUGCCCAAAAUGAAACUCAGCUCCAAGACAAAGCGCAGUUUCCUGCACAACAACCUGAGCAGCAACAGCCCGCAUACCCGCUCCAGUACUACCCAGUGAACCAGCCUGGCCAUGGUUUCCCACCUCAGCAAGAGACGGGCUUCCAGGAGCACGGUAAUAUCCCAGAACAUCAUGCACACGCACAAGUACACGCGCACCCACAUGCACAGUAUGCUACGCGGCCGCAGGCACAGUCAUACAACCCUCUCCAAGGGCCAGGCACACAUCACGCACCUGGUGCUCUUCCCAAUACUACAGUGGAACAGCCUCCUGUUCAGGGGUACAACUACGCUCAGUACAAUUACGCUCAGUAUCAUCCAGGGUACAACGGGUAUGGGUACGGCUUUGGUCCCAACGCAGCCGGAUAUUACCCUCACAAUCCUUACCAAGCACCCGGCCAUGAGCAUGGUGCAGUGGCAGGUCAGAAUGCGCCCGAGUACCAGCAGCAGCAUAUCCAGUGCGCUCAGCCAUACGAGCACAAUCCCAUGGGAUACGCCGGCCAACAAUACUACUACCCCAAUCCCAAUCAAGCUGCAGUAGCCUGGCAUCCGCAACCUCCAGCCAACACCACCGAUCAGGCUGACGAAGCACAAUCGGCUGACGAUGCUACCGAGUCCUGGGAUGAGAUGCUAGCCCUUGACUUUCAGAACCCUGUGAGUUCGACCGGUUUGCCAAUCCAGCAGAGAAUUCAACCCCUUGGCGCGACCAUGGAGGAAGACGACCUCCAGGAGUCCCAGACAGUACGUGCCGCCUCUCGCUUCUUCGUCGAUCUCAACGAAACAACAUAUCAGCAAAAUGUCAGUGAGAGAAUCGAGGAGUGGCAGACCAUGAGCGACGACCCUGCUUUUGCAGACAUUGAUCCAGACGCGCCCGUGACAAGAUUCGACACUCUCCUUAUCCAGCAGGAGAUUUCGAACUUUCUGAACACCGCAAGUCAAGGCGAUGACCACGAUGUCGACGAUAACUGCAUGGCACAAACCCCUGCCGAUAGGGAAUCUGGACCAUCGCCACGACCGAGAAUGGCUACCACCGCACCUCCGGAAUUAGCGCAAAAUCAACGCAUCCCUUCGAUCACUGUCUCUAGCCCGCCCGCCACCAACUCUGGUGAUCAGAGCGCCAAUACCGCUGGCUACGGUUUGUAUCCGACCAACCAACAGAACGGACCAGGCCAUCACGGUCACUGGUACGGCCACGGCCACGGCCAGUCGUACGAACCAGCUCAGAACCAAGACUGGCAGUAUCCUCAGCAAAGAUUUUAUCCACAAGCACAAGCAGAGCAUGCCACAUCGCCUCACUCAUCAGUCGCGUCCCAGCAGUUCUACGGCAGCCCACCAACAGGUCCAAGACAUAAUCCGCAACACGGACUGCGACGCGAGAGUUCGAAGAGAAACAACAACCAGCUUCUCAGUGUCAAUGUCAAGCCACCAGCCAAGUACAAGCCCAGAUAUUCUACCAAGGUCAAAUCCAAGACGAAUACGAACAAACCCCGACGUGCAGCCAAUGACUCAGUCUCCUCGUACCAUACUACUACUACUGGACCCUCUCGCACCGCCAUCAACCGAUAUCGCCCGAUAAACCAGAACCAGAAUCCGCAUCAGUAUCCGAACCGCCGACUCGAUACCAUCCACGAGGUCCCGGAUAACAACAACAAUGCCAAUAGUCGAAAGCGGACUUUUUCGUCUACUCUUGACUACGAUGAUCCGGCACCGACACCCAAGAUCAAAGUUGAGCAGGGAACUCAGUCUGGAGACUUUGCUGCUUCUGGUCCUGGCUCUGGUGCUGGUGGUGCUGGUUAUGGCUCUGGGUAUGGAGACGGCAAUGCAACUCAAGUCAAGCAAGACGUGCCUCCUCGAAGAAGACGCGCCUGGCAUUACCAGUGAGCCAUGUCAGAAAGGCAUUCUGUCGGCAGCCUUGGCCCGAUUGAACUGGACUGGAUAAGUCUGGACCGAGCAAGUCUGCCACAGGUUGUGACCGGGUUGAUCGGAAAAUGGACUGGACUGAACUCAAGUCACUCAGCGCAACUCGGCUCACCCAACUCAAAAUGUACGACUCUUGACUUACCCUUGCCCUAAUCCUACUCAGUGCAUUGCACUACACCCCAGCAUCCCCAGGAGUUUUCGUUUCGUUCUUGAAUCUUGUAUGUCUAUUACUAUCAACCCAAACCAGCCGAAACCAAACAGAUCCAAUCCAUUCAAUCCGCCAGGAGCUCGGCUCGUUUCUCAGCGACUCGACUCCUUCUCCAACCCCCACGUUGUCCGCGUGCGCGUCCAGGUUCAGGAAGACAAGGAAUCAAGGGAAUGGUCUGGUUUGGUCUGCUUUAAUUCCGCUUGCUUUGCUUGAGUUUCUUCUUUUUUUCCCCUUUAACAGACACUGCAGUGAGCAAGCGCAGGACAAGUUCCAAGGACAAGGAGAAGAACUAAGAGCGUUUGUAUGUAGGACUAGAAACAAAACCAAAAAUCAAUAAUCAAUCCAAUCCAAACCGCUACAAGUA